ACGCCCUCCACCGACCGACCGACAGCCGACUGCAGACUCACGUUAGCGCUCCGGUAGAGCCGCGCACCGCCCGGACCGGGUUUUCCCCUUUUUUUAAAAAUAAAAGUCUGGUUUUGUUUUUCCGUUAUCUUUCCGGACGCUGUUCCAAUAUGGUCUGCGGCGGUUUCACCUGCUCCAAGAACGCGCUUUGUUCCCUGAACGUGGUUUACAUGCUGGUCGGGCUGCUGCUGAUCGGAGUGGCAGCAUGGGGGAAGGGCUUCGGCUUGGUGUCGAGCAUCCACAUCAUCGGAGGGGUCAUCGCUGUGGGCGUCUUCCUGCUGCUCAUCGCCAUCGUAGGACUCGUCGGAGCGAUGCACCACCACCAAGUCAUGCUCUUCUUCUACAUGGUCAUUCUUUUUAUUGUCUUCCUGUUUCAAUUCGGAGUCUCGUGUUCCUGCCUGGCGAUGAACCGCGGGCAGCAGGUGACUCUUCUGAACUCUGCUUGGGGAAUGUUGGAAGACAACACUAAGACAGAUCUGGAGAACCAGCUGAACUGCUGUGGGCUGCUCAACGUCACCAACAGUCGGUUUGACCAGGACGUGCAAAACUGCACCGCUUUAUGCAAAAAGGACGCGUCCUGUUUCACCUGCGGGGAUAUGAUGCUGAAUCAUGCAACAGAGGCUCUGAAGAUCCUCGGGGGCGUCGGACUCUUUUUCAGCUUCACAGAGAUCCUGGGAGUGUGGCUUGCCGUGCGUUACAGGAACCAGAAGGAUCCACGAGCCAACCCGAGUGCUUUCCUAUAGUCUGUCCCACGUACGCAGUGCAGUGCCGUAGUUGCCGUUUCAGACACACUGGCACACAUAGAAUCAUGCACAUCUAGAGGCAGACACUCAGGCAUAUAAACACAGAGCCGACACCAAUCACAACAGCACAGAAUGGACGAGCGCACGUAGCACCUGAGAAACACUGAGAAACAAAACCCUGUCACCAGAGACUGAGAAACUACAACAACCACCUGUCCAGAAAAGAGCUCGAGCUGGAAGACCUGGAUACUUAUGUAUGAAAGGAUAACUUGUUAUACUGGGAAGCCUUGAUUUGAGUACCAGAUUUCCUGCUAGUUUCCACCCAUAUAACAAGCGAUGAGACAUCUCUGCAUGUGUCCUCCGCCUGAUUUCAUUCCACAACCAAAUGACUGUGUGGUGUUCAGCAAAUAACUCGUUAUGCACCUUGAAAAUCUUUCCCUUUUGUCUCUAACGUAGUGCAACCUCUUAACGACAAAUAUACUCCUCUGGUCAGUGCUAUCGGUGAUGUGUUCAACUGUUAGACCCAAAAACAUGUCCAGCGUGAUGAAUUUGUUCUCAGAGUCCGUCGAGGAGAAAGAGAGAAAACCUUACUGGACGCGUGUUGUAAAGUAGUUUUUGAACUGUAUGUAAAUGUUUUUUGGUUUUUUCCAGAUGCCACAAAUGCCGGGAUUUAACAGGAUUUAACAGGAUUAGGAAGCAAGAGUAGAUUUUAGGUAACGUAGUUGUUAGUCAUUCUGCUGGGGUUCAAAUAUUUAUGAACUGUAACUGAGCCAACUAACUUUAAACAGUCAGAGAUAUUAGGAUGCCAAUGGACUGCAGCCUUGAUGUUGUACAUAAUCUUUUAGAAAUCAUUCUCAUUGGGUUCGUAGUUGCCCCUCCAGUCGGGAGGUUUGCCUGCAUAUUUGAGGUCCCUGAAGGCCACAAUCAUCCACCCUUCCUGUAUUUAAUACGUUCCUUUGUGUCGCACAGUGAUGUUGCUUAGUAUAGAGUCCGGUAGUAGAGAAGUGGAUUCAGGUACGUAUCAUUUCCUCCUGUGUAACUGGAAGAAAUCACACAAAAAAAUGUUUUAAAAAAAUAAAAUAGUGGUUUGAUUUGAAAUAAUUUGGGUAAAUUUGGCCAAAACUGCGUAUCGCAAACCCAGUUUUGUUUUUAUAGUGUUAAUUGUGAAAAUAUGCUCUUGGUUGCAAUUCUUUUAUUCUUUAAAAAAAAUAAAAAAAUAUUGUUUUGUAAAGUUCCGAUACCAGAAUCAUAAAUUCCUUCAACGCUGCCUAUAAAGUGACAUCGGGUGUUGGUGAGUACGUGUGUGUCUCUGCACCGAUCCGACACCACGUAAUUUAUUAGCCCCUGAAACGGGACCCUGCUUGUCUCGGAUCGGUAUGAGCCGAUACGUAAAGUUCAGGUUUCGGCUUCAGGAUGGAAAGAAAUGGUAUCGGAGCAGCUCUGUUGUUCUGUUCUGUUGCCAUCAGCUCUUUUUCUGUUUAUCAGUGUUAAAUGCUUUGUAAAAAACUUGUUAAAUAUUUUCAGGAUAUAUUUAAGUUAAGUUUGAUGACGCACAUUAGGCUUAAAUUAUGUUGUAGUUUGGAUGAUGUAACUUUUGAUGCCGAGCUCGAUGUAAAUCCCUGCUCAUUAAUUCUCUCUUUUGAUAUGUGUUUUCUCUUUUUUGAAUUGCUUUUAACUUAAAGGACUAACACAAACUGUAAUUACAUGUCUUACUUGAACCUGUCAACUUGGCUGAUAUGGAUUUCCUGCUGCUGAUUUGGAGUUAGAUCUUACGCAUUAAUAUGCCAUAUAUUACACCUCACUUUGAAUUUGUGUGCACUUGUUCUUCAAUUGUAUCUUGAAUUUUUGAGACUUAAUUUUCCAAAUAAUAAAACCGCAAAUUGGAAACCGUC
Molecule: messenger RNA, 2674 nt
Organism: Morone saxatilis (striped sea-bass)
Lineage: Eukaryota; Metazoa; Chordata; Actinopteri; Moronidae
Gene: tspan31
Product: tetraspanin 31
Exons: 6
Coding region: 150-782 (210 amino acids)
Cellular component (GO): membrane
Source: RefSeq, a predicted model, not a curated record